CUGGAACUUUGAGCCAUACACUGAGGAUGCCCGGCUCUUGUCCACCAUGAAUGAGUGUCACUAUGACAAGCGGAUGGACUUCUUUUACAACAGGAGCAACACAGACACAGCGGACGAGUGGACAGGGACAAAGCUCGUAAUCGUCUUGUGCGUUGGGACAUUCUUCUGCCUCUUUAUAUUUUUUUCUAACUCCUUGGUCAUCGCUGCAGUGAUCAAAAACAGGAAGUUCCACUUUCCCUUCUACUACCUGCUGGCUAACUUAGCUGCCGCGGAUUUCUUUGCCGGAAUCGCUUAUGUGUUCCUGAUGUUUAACACUGGCCCAGUGUCCAAAACGUUGACUGUCAACCGCUGGUUUCUCCGCCAGGGGCUCCUGGACACAAGCCUGACCGCCUCCCUGGCCAAUUUGCUGGUUAUUGCUGUGGAGAGGCACAUGUCCAUCAUGAGGAUGAGAAUCCACAGCAACUUGACCAAAAAGCGGGUGACACUGCUCAUUCUGCUGGUGUGGGCCAUCGCCAUCUUCAUGGGGGCGGUUCCCACGCUGGGUUGGAAUUGCCUCUGCAACAUCUCGGCCUGCUCUUCUCUGGCUCCCAUUUACAGCAGGAGUUACCUCAUUUUCUGGACUGUGUCAAACCUCCUGGCCUUCUUCAUCAUGGUGGUGGUAUACGUGCGCAUCUACAUGUACGUCAAGAGGAAAACCAACGUCUUAUCUCCACACACGAGUGGCUCCAUCAGCCGCCGGAGGGCUCCCAUGAAGCUAAUGAAGACGGUGAUGACUGUCUUAGGUGCCUUCGUGGUGUGCUGGACUCCGGGUCUAGUGGUGCUCCUGCUGGACGGCCUGAACUGCAAGCAGUGUAACGUGCAGAACGUGAAGCGCUGGUUCCUGCUGCUGGCACUGCUCAAUUCCGUCAUGAACCCCAUCAUCUACUCGUACAAGGACGAGGACAUGUACAACACCAUGCGGAAGAUGAUCUGCUGUGCCGCGCAGGAUAGCAGCACUGAGAGGCGCCCCUCCCGCAUCCCCUCUACCAUCCACAGCAGGAGCGACACGGGCAGCCAGUACCUGGAGGACAGCAUUAGCCAGGGGCAGGCGUGCAACAAGAACAGCUCCUAAGCCAAGGACGCUUCCGCCCUCUUCCCCCGGGGAAAGAGCAGUAAAGAAGCCUCACCUGUCUCAGUAAGCACGUGGACAGGGUUGUUAGAGGCCUCCAUGAAUCAUUGCUGGGGCUUUUAAGUUUUCAUUGUCAAGAUAAGAUACUGCGUUUAGUAAAAGUGCACAGAAAAGGGAGAGAUGAACAGUGGGUUCCAGCUUGUUGUCUCCGAACUCAAGCAAUCUCGCAGGGCAUGUUGGGCUCUGCCACCAUCUUGCCGCCAUUGUCUGUGUGUUUUCAAAGAUGGUGUUGAAGGUCCUAGGUCAAAGGAAGUAGUAAAUAAUGGUACCUGAGCCUCCUUGUGUAGCUGCUAGACUCUAGUUGUUUCAGCACGGAUUUAAAAUGUUCAGGAAAUAUUUUAGCAGUGGAUUUUGACUUCCCCAGAGAAGCCACAGCCAGGAGCUAGAUGGGCAGCUGUAUAGAAAAGUAAGUGAUGAUAUUGACCGGCAGGCUGAACCUCUUCAAAUAGCGUCAAUAUGAGCAUGAAUAGAUCCUCAGUCUUGGUUAUCCAGAUACCACUGAGGGGCUUGCUGGAUCCUAUGUGCAGAGUAAUUGCACAUCUAAUAUUUUAACCAAGGCUGCCAGCACUCUUUAUCUUACUUGUGGACUGAAUUUUGAUCUUGUAUUUUUCUCCUUCAAAGGCUUAUGAAAGGCAGAUCAGUUAAAAACAAAAAUAAUGUUCCAUACACAUAGGCUACUGACCAGUGUUUUCUAUGUAAGACAUUUAGAGUAUAUUCUGACUUAAGGUAAGAAUAACUUCAAAGCAGGUACUAUAGUAUUUAUGUAGUUUGCAAAUGUUUACAUGCUCUCCUCUCUCUCUCUCUCUCUUUCUCUCGCUCUCUCUCUCUCCUCUCUGCUGUUGUGAUGUAACAUUUAUGUGCACAAACUACUUGUAAUAAAAGAUUUUAAGAAGUUAUGCUUUGAGAUAUAAUGGCCUAAAAUAUAGAGCAUUAUGAUUUGAAGUCUUGGAUCUUACAUGCUUGAUGCAGUAGGUAGGUGUACCUACCUUAUGUGAAAGCUACCUAUAAAAUAAAAAUUUUAAAGGACCUGUUA
Molecule: messenger RNA, 2201 nt
Organism: Grammomys surdaster
Lineage: Eukaryota; Metazoa; Chordata; Mammalia; Rodentia; Muridae
Gene: Lpar3
Product: lysophosphatidic acid receptor 3
Exons: 3
Coding region: 47-1111 (354 amino acids)
Biological process (GO): G protein-coupled receptor signaling pathway
Cellular component (GO): membrane
Molecular function (GO): lysophosphatidic acid receptor activity
Source: RefSeq, a predicted model, not a curated record